AAGAACAAUACCCUUAAGCAUGAUUGUAUUCAUACAAUGUUGUUGUCUUUUUGAUGAAGACAAAGAAACACAAAAGCUAACAAGUAUUUAACAAAAAGCUACACCACCUCAACUGCAGCACAGUCAUCACCCAACCAUGGCAGCCAUGAAGACCAUCUGCUUACCACCAUCGGCCAACUGGUACAGCGCCAGCGCCGUGGCCUCGGAUGGUGACUCGCUGGUGGUCAGCUGCGCGCGCUGCUCGGUGGUGGUGUGGAGCUGGCACGCGGCGCCAGAUGGCGCUCCGCCAGCGCUCCGCUGUCACGGCGUUAUCUGGGACGCGCACCGCGAGCGGGCCACGAGCGCGCUGGUGUGGCGGCCGGCUGACUCCGCUGACGUGCACGUGGUCACCGGCGGCGAAGACGGCCUGCUCAAGCUGUGGCGGUGCACCUUCACUGAGGAGGACAGCACUUUCCAGGCCCACUGCGAGAAGCAGCACAAUGGGCAUAAGCUGAAGGUGGUGGCCGUAGACCACGCGGCGCGCUCGCGGCACGUGGCCGUGUCGGUGGACGAGCGCGGCUCGUUCGUCGUCUGGGACACGGUGGCACACACCACGCGCACGCUCUUCCUGGAGCGUCUGGCACCCACUGACCUGCGCUGCUCACCGCACACCGAGCACGUGGUGGCCGUGGCCGGGCGGCGCGGCGCCCUCUGGACGGUUUCAUUGGCAGCCGGCGGCCGAAUUCUACAGAAGAUGCGCGGCCACGACGAGGACGUGACCUCGAUCAGCUGGUGCCCCGAGCUCAACACGCUGCUCUCCUUCGAGCAGGAUCACCUGCUGGCGUCCGUCGCCAAGGACAAAACGCUACGGGUGUGGGGCACGCGUGGCGGCCGCUGUCACGUGACCCAGCGCGUGACGGCGCCGGAGGGGUCGCGCCGCGCCCCCUCCGGCGAGCGGACCUGGCUGAGCGUGCUGUGGAGCUCUGCCGACUGCCUCUACAGCAGCGGACUGGCAGGCCAGCUGCUACGCUGGCGGCUAACGGAUGAGAGUGACAACUGCCAGGUGGUGCAUCGGCUCCACGGCAGCACCCUGUUCAACCUGGUGCGGCUGGGGCAGAUGGUGGUGAGCAGCGGUAUCGAGCGCCAGCUGGUGGCGCACGAUCCGCGCUCGCUGCUCACCAGCGCCGUGCCCUCGCUGGGCGGACACGUCAACGCGCUGCACUGCUGCCCCGUCGACCCCGGCAGGGUCGCCGUCGGGUGCGGUGACAGUACGAUCCGGGUCUGGAACCUGGGCGCCGACUGCUCCUACAGCGUCACGUCCAUCUGGCAGGCCGUCAAGGCCAGCGUGCUGACGGUGGCCUGGCACCCGUCCAAGGACACGCGGCUGGCCUUCGGCACGGCGGAGGGCCGCGUGGGCGUGUGCGACCCGGCGUCGAGCCGGCCGCCGCAGCUCUGUCCGGACCACCACGCCGGGGCCGUUUACAGCGUCACGUGGGGGCCGACCGGCGCGCUCUUCUCGCUGUCGCUGGGUGACUCUGCCUGUCCGGACCUGCUGCAGCCGGCCGUGACGCUGAGCGGCCACCGGUCCAAGGUGCUGGACCUGGCCUGGUCGCCGCACACCACCGGCCGGCUCAUCUCCGCCUCCCAGGACGCCUCCAUCAGGGUGUGGGACACGAGCCAGGGCGCGCUGCUGGCCGUCGGCGGCGACGACAGCGCCCUCCACCUGUGGAGCGUCGAUCGGCAGGGCACCGCCCUGCCCGAGAAAGUGGCGGCGGCGGAGAGCGAGCGCGCGGCUCCGCCCGCCGCCAGCAGGAAAGAGCGGAGAGGGCCCCGGCCUGCUGCCGAUGACCCGGACGUCAGCGACGACCGGCCAGCGUCCGCUGCGGCCGCCCAGCCCAGAGAGCUGGGAGAGGGGCGCAAGACGCGCACCCAGCGCUCGCUGUUCCCGCUGACCGGGCUGGCCGAGAACCGGGGCAAGGUGCACAGUCAGGCUGACCUGGAGCACCUGCUGGCGCCCGGCGACGCCAGCGACGCCGACGGCCAGCGCUGGAAACACCUGGGCCUGUUCGGCGAUGACGCGGCUCUCCGGGAGCUGGUCGACAUGGAGAUGUCGCACCACGAGUCUCAGCGGAGUCACGCUCAGCUGGUGCAGAUGUCGGUGUGGCGAGGCGACACGGCAGCGGUGGUGCGCCGCGCCGCCGCCGAGGCCCGCCUCACGGACGAGCUGCUCGCCCUGGCGCCCAUGGUCUCCUACCGAUUCUGGGAGGAGAUGAGCGUGAAAUACUCCGAACAGCUGGAGAACUCUAAGGAAUGCCUGAGGGCCUCAGGCGUCCUGCUAGCCUGUCACAAGGUGCCGGAGUCGGUGGCGCUCCUGCUGCGCCACGGCCUGUACCGGGAGGCGCUGUGCGUGUCCCGCCUCCGGCUGCCGGCCGGCGACCCUGGCCACGGGCGCAUCCUGCGUCAGUGGGCCGAGCAAUUGGUCACGGACGGCAACGUCGAGCAGGCGGCCAAGUGCUACCUGUCGCUGGGGGAUUCGGCGGCGGCGGCCGGCGUUCUCGCCCGUCGCUCGGACGCGCGCGCGCUCGCGCUGCUCUGUCUACACACCAGCUGCCUGCGCGCCGACUGGGAGGCCGGCCUGGCGGCGGCGCGCGAGACGCCGGCGCUCACCGCGGGGGUGUACCUGUGCCUGACGCACCGCGUGCUGAUCGCGGCGCUGGAGAAGGUCAGAGAACAGCUGUUCACGUGGGCGGUCGGCAUUCUGCGCGGCGACCAACGGGGCGCCGCCGCCAAGGACGCACCGGCCGUGCCGGCGGCGGGCCGGGGCGGCACGCCACGGGACAACAGCACCCCGGCACAGGCAGAGGCCGCCGCCGAGGACGCACCGGUCGUGCCGGCGGCGGGCCGGGGCGGCACGCCACGGGACAACAGCACCCCGGCGCGGGCAGAGGCCGCCGGCGAAGCGGUCGCUCAGGCGGGCGAGGCUGCCGCUGACGCGUCGGAUCGCGGCGAUCUCAGCGUGCGGCCGGCCGUCCAACGGCAGGACACUCUGUCAUCUCGCUGCCCGAAGGAGGCGGACUCGCCAGCCGGCUCCGAGGACACCCCACCAGAUCGCUCGGGGGAGGAGGACGGCUCGCCAGCCGGCUCCGAGGACCCCCCACCAGCUCGCUCGGGGGAGGAGGACGGCUCGCCAGCCGGCUCGGAGAACGGCGUCCGGGUGGCGUACCCAGAGGGGCCCACCCCAGCAGCCGGCGCGGAGCGUGCCGUGCCGCCGGCUGGCUUGGAGAAGCAGGGCGCCCGCGCAGUGCCGGUCGGGGAGCGUCCGGCGGGGUCGCUGCUGGAGCGGGUGCGGGAGACCUGGCGGACGGCUGGUGUGGAGCCGGGUGACUGUGAAGAACAGAGCCUUCAGGACGUGUCCUACCGCACCCGACCCACCACCGCUAGACAGCUUUGGCUGAGCCUGGCCUCCGAGCUGUGCCUGGCCGCGCUGGAUGACACCGGCUCUGACGACCGGCUAGUACACGUGCUGGCCCGCUGCCGGGAGAGCGUGCCCGCCCAGCUGCCCAGCCUCUGCGCCGUGCUCGUGCCCACGGCCUCCGGUGGUGUGUGGCAGGCUGGUCGGCAGCACAUCCUCGCAGCCGUGCUGUCGGUACUGCACCAGAGGGCACUACAGUCCAAUGGCACGGCCUCCCGGCCCGCCUCUACGAACGGCGCGGAGGUGGCGCCACCGGCGGUCGGCGGCGAGGAGGCACAGUGCGCGACGCGGACGAUAGGUGGCGGUGGUGAGUCAGCCGUCAGUAAGGCGGCGAGUGGCGCGAAUGCCGCAGGCUUGGUCGGUGCCCAGGUGGGGCUUGAGGAGUGCGUGCGUCUUCUGGACGCCCUGUACGUGACCGAUAAGAGUGAGGAUGAGGAGAAGCUCUUCAGAGAGUUAGAGAGGCUUUUCCCGCUGAUGCAGUAGCAUCAACUGUGAUAUAUUUUUGAAUAACUGCCAAGUGCUGUGCUGCGAAGAGUACAGAAUGGCACAUAGAUCUGGCAAGUAUCUCCAGACAUUCAUACAUUAGUCCAGUCAGAAACCAGUGUGUUUUAAGCUCGUCGCUGUUUCUGAGUCUCUAUUCUUAUGUUUAUGGUAAUUUUUUCAUUCAUGACCCUGAGUUUCAAAGCGUACCCAGCUCGUGAAAUAAUUUAGUCAACCAUG
Pollicipes pollicipes is the source of this 4171-nucleotide messenger RNA. RefSeq names its product gem-associated protein 5. The coding region runs from base 137 to 3934 and encodes 1265 amino acids. The record is from RefSeq and is a predicted model, not a curated record. Gene Ontology annotation, cellular component: SMN complex; nucleus. The transcript is spliced from 21 exons. Gene Ontology annotation, molecular function: protein binding; mRNA 3'-UTR binding. Lineage: Eukaryota; Metazoa; Arthropoda; Thecostraca; Pollicipedomorpha; Pollicipedidae. Gene Ontology annotation, biological process: spliceosomal snRNP assembly.